AUGGCAGUAGAAGAAGAUGAUAACACAUGGUUAAUUGAAUUGGAGUCGGCCCUGUUAGAUGGAUGUCCACCUCAAGAAAUUAAUGUUAUUACAAAAGGAAAGAGAAUACCUGACAGUCUUCGCCCUGAUGUUUGGCUUGUGUGCCUUAACUGCCAGGAGGCUGGCAAUCAAUUACUUCAUUUCGAUGAAAUAUUUGAUUUACCAAACCAAAAUGAUCUCCGUGAUGAUGUAAAAAAAUUUGUCAAAAGAUUAGAUAACGAUGAUGAUGACAAAUUGGCUGUUAUAUCUGAUAUUGAGUCCAUAAUAACAUUUUAUUGUAAAUCGAAAUCAAUUUCAUAUGCUUCUAAUAAUGGCUGGAUAGAAAUAUUGUAUCCCUUAUUGAGUUUGAAGUUACCAAGAUCUGAUACUUAUAACAUGUUUGAAAAAGUGAUAAAGCUUUACAUUCCAAAAGGCUGUAUAACAAAUGGUGUUCCUUUUCAUAUUUUACGGUUGGUUUUGCAAUAUCAUGAUCCAGAACUAUGUUCUUUUUUAGAUACAAAACGCAUAACACCUGAGCAGUAUUGUUUGCCAUGGUUGAGAUCUCUUUUUGCAGUCAAUGCUAGAGAGCAGCUCUUACAAAUGAAAAAUGAGGAUAAAGCUAUUAUAAUCAAUACAUUGACUGGUAUGCCAGGUGAUUUAGAAGCAAAUGAUGUGUCUGAUUUUUGUUCAUUAGCCCAUUACUAUUCUUUAAAAACACCACAAUCAUUCCGUGAAGAUGUCUUAGAGGUAUUGUUUUCAGAAAGUGGAUUAGAGAUUAAUUCAAAACUAUAUUCUCAAGCGCUUUGUCUUCCUGUGGCUGUUCAUGAACUUAUAGAAAGUGCAACAGUAGAUGCCACAGAUGUGGAUAGUGUUAAAUUCUUUUUGGUGGAUUGUAGGCCAGCUGAGCAAUAUAAUGCAGGACAUUUAUCUACAGCUUUUCAUCUUGAUUGUAACUUGAUGUUGCAAGAACCAAAUGCUUUUAAUACUGCCGUACAAGGUUUAUUGAAUGCGCAGCGUCAUGCAUUAGCAGCUGGCUCUCUUGCUGCUGGUGAACACUUGUGCUUUGUUGGUUCUGGACGAACUGAAGAAGACAGUUAUGCUCACAUGGUUGUUGCUUCAUUUUUAAAGAAGAAUACAAAACAUGUCUCUAUGUUAGAUGGUGGAUUUGUAGCUAUACAUGAUUAUUUCGGCCCUCAUAUGACUGAUUGUUUGGAGGAUCACAAUGUUUCUACUUGUUUGGUAUGUGCCCCUGAUAAUAAUAAUUUAAGUACUGAAAACCAAAAACCACUAAUACAUGAUAAUAUACCUGCUAUACAGCUAUUUAGUAAAUUAUCAACAGCAAUGAAGGUAAAAAGUCAAGAAGUUAAAGGAAAGUUAAUUGAAUACAUAGUUAAUCCUAACGCAACAGUCAACAGUGGGGAAUGGCAUGUAUCUGCAAGUGACAGGAAGGAGCAUAGAUAUAGAAAUGUGCCACCUGUGUUCAGCAUUAAUGAUGAAGAUGAUGAUUCACAUUCUGAUUCACGAAGGGAUAUUAUGAGCUCUGAAUCUUUAGAAGAGAUUGUUGAAUUACAGACAUUCCUUAAAAGACAGAAUGUUGUUGAUUAUUUUCAAUGUCAAGAGGUUUUACUUAAUGGUUACAUGCAUGAUUCUUAUUUAGUUGUUACUGACACACAUUUAAUAAUUUUACGCGAAAUUCCUAGCAAGCGUGGUUUUGCCACAAUAUUGUCAAGGAGACCGCUUUCUACAAUUGUUAAGAUUACUGCAAAAAAGAGACAUCCUGAGUUAAUAACUUUUAAGUAUGGUAUACCUGAUGGAGACGAUCUUUUAAUAAAAGAUAUGGAUCGUUUCCUUAUACCUAAUGCUUCAGUGGCAACUAAAGUUGUAUCUAACCAGAUUGUGGUGCAAUUGGACAAUAAAGGUCAAUAA
Molecule: messenger RNA, 1944 nt
Organism: Parnassius apollo (apollo)
Lineage: Eukaryota; Metazoa; Arthropoda; Insecta; Lepidoptera; Papilionidae
Source: the annotation of a GenBank genome assembly